This is a messenger RNA of Boleophthalmus pectinirostris (great blue-spotted mudskipper), 6058 nucleotides long. RefSeq names its product ELOVL fatty acid elongase 5 (gene elovl5). NCBI's taxonomy places the organism in Eukaryota, Metazoa, Chordata, Actinopteri, Gobiiformes, Gobiidae. Bases 2452 to 3324 code for a protein of 290 amino acids. Gene Ontology annotation, molecular function: fatty acid elongase activity. Gene Ontology annotation, cellular component: endoplasmic reticulum membrane. Gene Ontology annotation, biological process: fatty acid elongation, monounsaturated fatty acid; fatty acid elongation, polyunsaturated fatty acid; sphingolipid biosynthetic process. The transcript has 7 exons. The record is from RefSeq and is a predicted model, not a curated record.
GGCCAUAAGAUGGCGCUUUUUAGCUAAGCUUUCCAUAGUGUUUAAGUUUAUACCUUCCAAGUUUGGAGAGCUUAUUAACGCAUGGUGUUAAUGAGUCUAAAUAACUACCAUUAUGAUUACAGAUGCUGCUAAAUGUUUAAAGUAGGUGCGUAAUAUACACCGGUCGUUGACAUUUUAAUUUGGACAAGUACACUCUGGGCUUGAUUGGUUUUCACUAGAUGUGGAUAUGGCAGGGCGGGCACAGGCAUGCCUAAAACUGAUUCAGUAGUGUUAAGACAAAUGCUUUUAAUUUUAUUGAAUUUAAUUGCAUGCAAAUAUUGUAACCAUAAACUGACGUAUCACGUGAGCAGGGCAUGUCACCUCGUCUUCAUGUAAUCUGUUCAAAUUCCAGUUAAUAUAUGACAGGACCAUGGCGUGUUUAUCGUGUAGCCUACAGCAGUGCUCGGUCCUUGUUUAUGUCACCCUUUGAGCCGUGGAUCACUACAUCACACCGGGUCACCUCGUGGCUGGAACCUCCUGCAGGGCAUCGGGCCAGCGCGCGAGUUCCUCCCACUAUUUUCCACUGAGCCACAAGGCGACACUGUGCUCAGACUGACCAGCAGCCUCCCCCGCGGUACACAGGCAGCAGGCGUGUUCCCCCGCUCUCAAGGUAAGCACCUUUAUAGGACCACAUCGCUUUUACCCUCUUUACCGGGUCUGCUUAACUUUGGUACGGAUUUCAUAGUGUUCCGCACCGCGGCGCGCUCCGUUUGGCAGAGAUGCUGAAGCUGCGACUGUAUGAGCUUUACGAGCACAAGCUUUACUUCACUGUGUCAGUGUAUUGGCUAUUAAACGAUGUUUAACUUUUACUGAGUUUUCCCCCUCAGUUUCAUUUAAUCUGUGGCUACGUGAUUAUGCCUAAAACAGAGGUGGAGACUUGCAAGUCGUGACUUCGACACGAUCAGAUUUGAGUCACUAUUUUGAGGACUUGAGACAUGAUUUGAUCAAAUGGACUAAGACUUGGGACGCGACUUGAACUUGAAAGCCAAUGAUCUGGACAGGACUUGAGCCUUGUGUGAACAUGUCCCAUCACACUUUCUUACCAGGAAUGUAACAGUAACUGAGAUAAUGAUAUUGUGUCAUCAAAUGUCUUAAAAUAAAAGUGGGGGCUGUCACAAUAAAUUAGAUUACAAGCUCCAUUGCUUAAAUCCAUUGUUUUGUUGCAGCAACAGCUAAAACAGGGUGAACUAGCCACAUAGACCUUGAUCCUUUGUCUCUGUUCAGUGCAGACUGCAUGACAAAAUAAUUGUUAUUAAGCACUUUUAAAUCUUAAAAAGGGGAAAAGGUAACAACUUUUAAAACUUGCAAAACAACGACCUGAUCUCACCUCUGGUGUUAACGCACACGUAGACUGAUGAUCUGAUGGGAAUUUGCCUCUUAUAUAACAAUGUAUAGACUACACUCAUCAGCAGAGGGACGUGAUGCUCUUCCACUCCUCUUGUUUUAACCAAACGCUCUGUCUGUUUCUAAACAGUGUAGUUAUUGUUUGAAAAUGACCUUAACAUCAGGAUGUUUUCAUGUAAAUGUCUAUAGACUUAGGCUGUUGCACAAGUAAACGAAGUACUUACUAAAUUUGAUGGUUAGCUAUUGCGAAAUCCAGGAAUACAAACUAAGAGAAAAUGUACAUAGGAUACAAAUCGAAUGAGGCAGGCAGUACUUGAUAUGUCUUAGUCAUCUAAUACCUUAAGAGAUCCUUAAAUAAUAGUUUUGAUGGGACACGCAUAGAGUUUGAAUAAACUCCUUGUAUUUUAUUGGUUGAAGAUUCAUCUUUGCAUCCUGCCAUCGUUUAUUCUCAAAGCCAAAGUGUCAUUUGCUGCUUCUAGCUCUACACUCUGUUGUGGCUCAUCCUGCUCUGACUCCUGCAGAUGAUAUUUUGGAGUUGCAUCGCUAAGCAUCCACACAAUAACUACUAUUUAUUCUUUGUCUGUGUGCAUCUGUGUUACUGUAACCCACAAUAAGAAUAUAGUCACAUCAUAUCAUAUCACAUUGCCAGUCAAGGUUAUUUUACAUUCUUGUCCAGUAUACUGUCACAUGUCUCAGAUAUCACAGUAAACCAAUGGUGAAGGUUAAAGACUCAGACUGAAAGAUCCUACAAAAAUAUAGCAGAAUCCUGUCCAAAAUAAUUGUUGUAUUGAUCUUGUGACUGGCCCAAACCAAAGGGUGUUUUGUCUCUCAAUGAAAUGUUUGCAAAAAGUAUUUGCACAUUCCAUAGCGGCAGCCCUGAGACAAAGUAAAACACAUGAUAACUGUGCUGAAUAUGAUAACAAAUUGCACUGUAUCAAGCCACAGUCUGCAGGCAAUCUUUGUAUUUAUACAGAAAUUACAGUUGCGGUUAGUUGUCUUAUCUUUUGUUGCAUUUCUGAAAUGUCUUCACUGUAAAGUUGUAUUUAUUAUGUAUCUUGUUUUUCAGGAAUGGCGACAUUUAAUGACAACUUGAAUAGUCACUUAGAGUCCUGGAUUGGUCCCAAAGAUCCGCGGGUGCGAGGAUGGCUGCUGCUGGACAACUACCUCCCGACCUUUGCCUUCACAGUCCUUUACCUCCUCAUCGUGUGGAUGGGUCCGAAGUACAUGAAGAAUAGGCCGCCAUUCUCCUGCAGGGGCCUUCUACUGAUCUACAAUGUGGGCCUGACUCUACUCUCCAUCUAUAUGUUCUGGGAGCUUGCCUCUGCAGCGUGGUAUGGGAGCUACAGUGUCUACUGCCAAAACACUCACAGUGCACCAGACAUUAUUAACAUUAAAGUGAUGAAAGCCCUUUGGUGGUACUACUUUUCCAAGCUCAUUGAGUUCAUGGACACCUUUUUCUUUAUUCUACGAAAGAACAACCAUCAGAUUACAUUUCUCCACAUCUACCAUCAUACCACCAUGCUCAACAUCUGGUGGUUUGUCUUGAACUGGAUCCCCUGUGGCCACUCCUUCUUUGGAGCCACCGUGAACAGUUUUGUCCAUAGUGUGAUGUACUCGUACUACGGCCUGUCGUCAAUACCAGCCAUGCGCCCAUAUCUCUGGUGGAAGAAAUACCUCACGCAACUGCAGCUUAUCCAGUUCUUCCUCACUGUGGCCCAGUCCUCAUUUGCAAUCAUCUGGCCCUGUGGUUUCCCAUUGGGAUGGACCUAUUUUCAAAUCUGCUACAUGUUUACACUAAUUGUAUUUUUCACAAACUUUUACUUCCAAACAUAUAAAAGACGUAUUGUUUCCUCAAAGGAGCACCAAAACGGCUCUGGUGCUACAAAAGGACAUGCAAAUGGGACUGAGACCUACGCUCACAAGAAACUCAGGGUGGAUUGAUGUUUUGGAACAUCUUUUACUUCCUAGCAUGUAUGAAGUAUGAAGCUAUGUAUGCAUUAUAUUUUUGCUAUUUAAAGUCAAUAGCUUUUAGCCAAAACAUUUAUAACACUUUGCACAAAGCCUCAAAGGUAGCAAUGCACAAUCAAAUACUCUUGUCUUAUACACCAGAAUUUACCUCCAAGUGAUGAUUCAAUCUCAGGAUAGGGAAAUAUGUAAAAAGGGCAAAGAUUAGACCAGUUGGUGUGUUGGCAGGUUUUGUUUACACCACACAUAAUGUAUCCAGGGGAAAAGUGUGGUGAUGGACUUUAUCUCACUCCUCUGCACUGUUGUGUAAUAUUUAAAUUGGCCAAGUGUUGAAAUAUGAUGCAAUAAUAUAAAACAUAUCCAGUGAAAAAGCAAUAAACCACUAAAUAAUCCUCUAAACAGGUUUUCUUUGCAGUGUAAAUGUUGCUGCAGCAAAACUAGAAUUUCUGUUUGAAUCAAUAAAAUCUCUCUCCAUAGAUCUCUAAUGAUUAACAUAAAAUGCAGCUAUUCUUUUAAUUAGCUAUUUCAAAGUAGACAUUAGACCUGCAUCUAGUAAUAACUGACAUUAUGUAACAACACAUCAAGUGAAGAACGUUAUGUUUGCAGAUAAAAGGAAUUCACUGUCAUAUUUGUAAGGAUUAACCGAGGAGCAGUGCGUUACACUGUUUUAAAUCUAGAGUCUAGAACACCACAGCGCUGUAGUUGUAGCUGUUUAAUCCACUUAUAUCAUCGUCCCACCUGAAAGUACUUUUUAAAUCAGACUGUUUGGCUGUCCAUGGAUGUUCAAAGCAUUAGUUAUUUCUGUUUUAGUUGAAGCUAGUCCCUCCUAAUAAAAGUAGUUCACUUGUUUAGCUGUUCACCGUUAUAGUGAUCCUCGGAGCGUAGUGAUAUAGAACAGGGAUUAACUGUUGCCGAACCAUAAAAAAUACUGCAGGGCAUUUAGUCUUAGAAUUCUCAUUGACCUACAAAUAAUUGCAUAUAUAUUGUAUAUUGUACUUAUGCUUCAAUAUAAUCAGGGAUAUUGAAACUUUAUUUAGUUGAUCAUUUGAUUCAAAUAUGUAUCUGAAAAGCAGCUUUAAAUAAUUUGGAACAUUUCUCAUCAGUUCACACAGUUCUCAGGCUCUUUGUCAGAACACUUGACACUUCUCAUUCACAAACACACAUCAGAAUUCAACUUGUUUUUUCAAUACGGGACUGUUCUCAUAUGGUAAAAAACUUUGGUUUAAACUCUGUUACUUUCAAUAAAGACAUUUAAACAUAACAGCAAAAAGCAAAUAUCUAUGAAUCCCAAAAUCUAUCAACAAAAGAUUUCAUAAAGGAGAGACAUCCUACACUAUAUUUCGUGUGCUGUUGGUGUAAAUGUCUUUGUUUUACCAGAACACAUAAAUUAUGUAAAGCAAAUGUUUAUAUAUUUGCUAAUCUGACAUCUCUUCAUCAGUAUUUAUAUUUGGAUAAAACGCUGUAAAAUCCAGUGUAGAAAAAAUUAAUAUGUACAUGCACUGUAUUUUAAUUAUAUUUUUUUUACAAAAAAACUUUGAAUAUAUCGAUAAAAAUACUCUUCUAGAACCAAAUGCCUAUGUGUAAAAUGUGAACCCCAGUGUAAGACUGCACUAAACCAGUGAUUCUGUCUCAAACUCAAACCAUAACCCUGUUUGAGAUUCUGUGUGAGCUGUUUUGCAAAUGUCAAUUUUCGAUUUUUUUUCAGUUGCCUUGACACACUGCUCUAACUAUAUAAUUCACUUUUGGCCAUUGCACACGGCUUGGUGAGGAAAAUGUAAGAAUAAUUUAGAUAUGUGAAAAAUCCCUCAGUCGUCCAGGAAGAAUCCAUGGUAAAGGAGAGAAAUCAAUGUCAACUGGACAAAAAUUUUUAGUUUGGUCAAAUACGUUUCGCAGCUCAUCCAAGCUGAUUCUUCAGUUCUGAAGAAGUUCAAACGUAUUCGACCAAACAUAAUUUUUUUUGUCCAGUCGACAAACUGAUUUCUCUCCUUUAGUUAUUGUUAUUGCGGAUAUUCGCAUUGGGUUAUUAUUAAAAAUAAAAUUCUGUUCUAAUUCUAUAGAUAAUUACUGGCAAGCACUGGUUGUAUUUUUCAAACAAAGCCAUAGUUACCAUUUACAAUAUAGAUCAUAUUUAUUGUUUUAGUUUUUUUACUGGUCCCUCUAUAUAAACACAUUGAAAUAACAGUAAUGUGACAUGUAGUGUCAUGUAUAUUGCUUUGUAAGAUGAAACUGCGAAAUAAAAAAUAUAUAUAUAUUUUCUGAACUUAGCUCCAGCCUGAUUGUACUUUUUCACUAAUAAAAACAAUAUAUUUUCCAUGCAGACUGUUUGAAAGCAGUUGUGUAAAUUGAUAGACUAUGAACUGAUUAAAAGGUGGUUAGGCGUUUGUGAGGAAAAGGUAAAUAAGGCUAGAAGGCUGGAUCUGUUCACCACUGUUUAUUAGAUGUAUGCACCAUUAAAGAUAGAGAUACUUUAAACAUUCAUUAAUAAGAUUCAAGAAAUGCUAAUUAUUUUAGCUUUGAUUGUGUAAUAUUUUCUGAAAUCAGAAAAAUAGGUUGUUUCUAUAACAUAAAUCUAAACAUAUAACGUGCCAGUGUAUUCCACACUGCAGUAUUGAGAAGAACACAAGUGGUGAAUGAACUUUGAUGUAAUCAUUGGUGAAAGCAUGAGCUUAGAGUGGCUGGUUUGAGAAAGCUGUGUAACUCUUCACUCGAG